Molecule: messenger RNA, 2166 nt
Organism: Raphanus sativus (radish)
Lineage: Eukaryota; Viridiplantae; Streptophyta; Magnoliopsida; Brassicales; Brassicaceae
Product: E3 ubiquitin-protein ligase ORTHRUS 2
Exons: 9
Coding region: 32-1969 (645 amino acids)
Biological process (GO): protein ubiquitination; negative regulation of gene expression via chromosomal CpG island methylation
Molecular function (GO): ubiquitin protein ligase activity
Source: RefSeq, a predicted model, not a curated record
CACUUCUUAUCUCAUCUCUCUAAUCCUCGAGAUGGCAUCCAACGGCGAAGGACUAUGCAUGCGAUGCAAGACUCUACCUCCGACCGAGGAAUCCCUCGUGUGCCGCACGUGCGGCACUCCAUGGCACGUGCCCUGCCUCUCAUCCCCUCCCGAGUCCCUCGCUUCCACCCUACAGUGGGAGUGCCCCGAUUGCUCCGGAGAAUUCGAUCCUAUCCCCCAACCCGCCGGGGAACGAUCGGAUCUCGUGGCGGCCGUUCGCGCGAUCGAGUCCGACGUGUCUUUGACGGACGAGGAGAAGGCUAGGAAGAGGCAGCGGCUCGUGAGCGGUAAAGCCGUCGUGGAGGAUGAUGAUGAUGAAGAUGAUGAUGAGAAGAAGAAGAAGAGCUCCUUUUGUGGUCUUGAUGCUGAUAUCUUGGCCGCUCUUGGUGAAAACUUGAAAUGCUCCUUCUGUAUUCAGUUACUUGAAAGGCCCGUCACGGCGCCGUGCGGGCACAGUUUCUGCUUGAAAUGCUUCAUGAAGUGGAUUGGUCAAAGGAAGCGAAAUUGCAUAAAAUGCCGCGCUACGUUUCCUGACGAAAUGGCGAAGAACCCUCGUAUCAACUUAACCCUUGUUUCUACUAUCCGUCUGGCCAAAGUUUCGAGAACUGCUGCUGCCGCCGCCGCCGGGAGUUCUUCAAACGUCUACCAUUUUGUCCGCAAUGAAAACCGACCAGAUAAAGCAUUUACAACUGAGCGCGCCAAGUUACCCGGCCAUGCAAAUGUUGCAAGUGGCAAGAUAUAUGUUACAACACCAAGUGAUCAUUUCGGUCCUAUCCCGGCGGAAAAUGACCCUGUCAGGAACCAAGGUCUCUUAGUUGGUGAAUCCUGGAAGUAUAGGAUAGAUUGUAGGCAGUGGGGUGCUCACUACCCCACUGUUGCUGGGAUUGCUGGACAAUCCAAAUACGGAGCUCAGUCCGUUGCACUCGCUGGUGGUUAUGAUGAUGAUGAGGAUCAUGGAGAAUGGUUUCUCUACACUGGAAGUGGAGGAAGAGACCUCAGCGGCAACAAAAGGACUAACAAAAAGCAGUCGUUUGAUCAGAAAUUUACAUACACAAAUGAAGCUUUAAGAGUCAGUUGCAAAAUGGGUUAUCCUGUUCGCGUUCUCAGGACUUACAAAGAAGAAAGUUCUUCAUAUGCCCCCGAGGAAGGAGUGAGAUAUGAUGGUUGUUACAGGAUUGAGAAGUGCUGGCUAAAAGUUGGAGUGCAGGGAAAAUUUAAGGUCUGUCGUUACCUUUUUAUUAGAUGUGAUAACGAGCCAGCUCCAUGGACCAGUGACGAACUUGGAGAUCGUCCGAGACCUUUGCCCGACAUUCCAGAGCUUAAGAAAGCAAUAGACCUGUUUGAGAGAACCGAAACUCCUUCAUGGGAUUUUGAUGAAGCUGAGGGUCGUUGGAAAUGGAUGAAGCCUCCACCUGCUAGCAAAAAGCCUGUUAGUGUUUUGGAUCCUGAGGAAAGAAAGAUGAUGAAGAAAGCCAUGAAGGCGGCACACUCAAAUACCCUGAGAGAAAAAAUUCUGAAAGGAUUUAAUUGCGAAAUAUGUCGGGAAGUGAUGAACCUUCCUGUGACAACGCCUUGUGCACAUAACUUCUGCAAGGGAUGUCUAGAAGGUAAAUUUGUUGGGAUGACCCAGGUGAAAGAAAGAAGCAGAGGAGGGCGCACACUUCGUGCAAAGAAAAACAUAAUGAAAUGCCCUUGUUGCCCCACUGACAUUUCUGACUUUCUUCAGAACGUUCAGGUCAACAGAGAAGUUAUGGAUGUGAUAGAGAAGCUGAAGAACAAGGAACAAGGUGAAGCCUCAAGUGAAAAUGAGAAGGAAGAAAAAGCUGAGACAGAGUCUGAAGAAAACUCUGAGAUUACCGACGCUGAAGAUGUUGAACAACCGAGGAAAAGGGCUAAACUGGAUACUGAAGCAGUUGUUUCUGCGACUUAAACGACAUCGAGGAAAACUCUUAUCUUUAUUUAUUUUUGUUUGUUUCUAUUAUACAAGUUUUAAAAGCCAUAGAAAACUCUAUUAUCUAAUUGGCUGUUACAGUUGUAUAACUUACCGUGAUCGGUAAAUGAACUCAGUUCAUUAAACUUUUGUUUGUUUUAAGUAUAUUUCGACUGUGUUUCUAAAAUUCAUUACUA